Molecule: messenger RNA, 9773 nt
Organism: Mus pahari (shrew mouse)
Lineage: Eukaryota; Metazoa; Chordata; Mammalia; Rodentia; Muridae
Gene: Helz
Product: helicase with zinc finger
Exons: 33
Coding region: 182-6052 (1956 amino acids)
Biological process (GO): regulatory ncRNA-mediated post-transcriptional gene silencing
Cellular component (GO): cytosol; P granule
Molecular function (GO): helicase activity; ATP binding; metal ion binding
Source: RefSeq, a predicted model, not a curated record
GGGUAUCUGGCUACUAGGGCAGGAUCGCGGCGGGGCAGACAGCAGCUCGCGAAUUGGAUGAAGUAAUUGAUCACUAAUGAACUACAGAGCCGGUGAGAUGUGCAAGAGAUUAUAAAGAGCUCUGAUGGGCUAUUUGGGUGUUACCCAGUGCAGUGAACUGCAGGAUUUUUGUCCCUGAGUCAUGGAAGACAGAAGAGCUGAAAGGUCAUGUGAACAAGCGUGCGCGUCAUUGCAGAGGCAGGACUAUGACAUGGCCCUCCAGCACUGCACAGACGCCCUGCUCUCUCUUGGCCAGUACUCCAUGGCAGAGUUCACAGGACCGUGCCCAGUGGAGAUUGAGCGCAUCAAAAUCGAGAGUCUUCUUUACAGAAUUGCCUCAUUCUUGCAAUUGAAAAACUACGGGCAAGCUGAUGAAGAUUGUAGGCAUGUGCUGGGGGAAGGAAUGGCCAAGGGAGAGCGUGCCUUCCGGGCAGUGCUGUGCUGCAUGCAGCUGAAAGGGAAGCUCCAGCUUGUGUCCUCCAUCCUUGCCAAGUCACUGUCAGGGGAGUCUCUGAAUGGGAUGGUAACGAAAGAUUUGACAAGACUCAAGACACUUCUCACAGAAACAGAGACAGCAACGAGUAAUGUCCUGUCUGGAUGUCACGUGGAAGACUUAGAUGAAGGGUCUUGUAAUGGUUGGCAUUUCCGCCCACCGCCCAGGGGGGUCACCAGCAGCGAGGAGUACACCUUGUGUAAAAGGUUUUUAGAGCAAGGGAUCUGUAGGUACGGUGCCCAGUGUACUUCAGCACAUUCCCAGGAAGAACUAGCAGAAUGGCAGAAAAGAUACGCCUCCCGACUGAUCAAACUGAAGCAGCAAAGUGAGAAUAAACAGCUCUCAGGCAGCUACAUGGAGACCUUGAUAGAGAAGUGGAUGAGCUCACUGUCUCCUGAGAAAGUGCUUAGCGAAUGCAUAGAGGGAGUUCAAGUGGAGCACAGCCCUGACCUGUCGGUCACCGUCAACACCAAAAAAUCCCAUCAGACGUGGACCUUUGCUCUGACCUGUAAGCCUGCAAGAAUGCUGUAUCGGGUAGCCUUGCUUUAUGACGCUCAUCGUCCUCAUUUCAGUAUCAUUGCCAUAUCUGCCGGAGAUAGUACUACCCAGGUAUCACAAGAAGUCCCCGAGAACUGUCAAGAAUGGAUAGGAGGAAAGAUGGCCCAAAAUGGAUUAGAUCAUUAUGUGUAUAAAGUCGGGAUAGCAUUUAACACAGAAAUAUUUGGAACUUUUCGCCAAACCAUAGUUUUCGACUUUGGAUUGGAGCCAGUACUCAUGCAAAGAGUAAUGAUUGAUGCAGCUUCUACAGAAGAUCUUGAAUACCUGAUGCAUGCAAAGCGGCAGCUGGUAACCACAGCCAAGCGCUGGGACUCUUCUUCUAAGACUAUUGUAGAUUUUGAACCUAAUGAAACUACUGAUUUGGAGAAGAGCCUUUUGAUCAGAUACCAAAUUCCUCUUUCCGCUGACCAGCUGUUUACACAGUCCGUUUUAGACAAAUCGUUGACCAAGACUAACUAUCAGUCACGGCUGCACGACCUGCUUUAUAUUGAGGAGAUAGCCCAGUAUAAAGAAGUCAGCAGGUUCAACCUUAAAGUGCAAUUGCAGAUUUUAGCAAGCUUCAUGCUCACUGGAGUUUCUGGGGGUGCAAAGUAUGCUCAGAAUGGACAACUUUUUGGUCGUUUCAAGCUUACUGAAACCCUGUCUGAAGAUACUUUGGCUGGACGGCUGGUGAUGACCAGGGUCAACGCUGUUUAUUUAUUACCAGUCCCUAAAGAGAAGCUUGUCCAGUCCCAGGGAACCAAAGAGAAGGUCUAUGAAGCUACUAUUGAAGAAAAAACAAAAGACUAUGUAUUUUUAAGGAUAUCCAGGGAAUGCUGUGAAGAGCUUAGUCUGCGGCCUGACUGUGACAUCCAGGUUGAGCUUCAGUUUCAGUUGAACCGAUUACCCCUCUGUGAAAUGCAUUAUGCACUAGACAGGAUUAAGGACAAUGCUGUUUUGUUUCCAGACAUCAGUAUGACUCCUACCAUACCUUGGAGUCCCAACAGACAGUGGGACGAGCAGUUGGAUCCUCGACUAAAUGCAAAACAGAAAGAAGCUGUUCUGGCCAUCACCACUCCACUCUCCAUCCAGCUGCCUCCUGUCCUCAUCAUCGGACCCUACGGGACAGGCAAGACCUUCACUCUGGCUCAGGCCGCCAAGCACAUACUGCAGCAGCAGGAGACCAGCAGGAUUCUCAUUUGCACCCAUUCUAAUAGUGCUGCUGACCUCUACAUAAAGGAUUAUUUACAUCCAUAUGUAGAAGCAGGCAAUCCCCAGGCAAGACCUCUCAGGGUGUAUUUCCGGAAUCGCUGGGUGAAGACUGUCCACCCAGUCGUGCAUCAGUACUGUUUGAUUUCAAGCACACACUCCACCUUUCAGAUGCCCCAGAAGGAAGAUAUUCUUAAACAUCGAGUGGUGGUGGUCACCCUGAACACUUCCCAGUACCUCUGCCAGCUGGACCUGGAACCUGGCUUCUUCACGCACGUUCUGUUAGAUGAAGCUGCUCAGGCCAUGGAGUGUGAGACCAUUAUGCCUCUAGCCUUAGCUACUAAGAACACACGGAUUGUUUUGGCUGGUGAUCACAUGCAGCUCAGUCCUUUUGUUUACAGUGAGUUUGCCAGGGAGAGAAACCUUCAUGUUUCGUUACUUGACCGACUCUACGAGCAUUACCCUGCCGAGUUUCCAUGCAGGAUCCUCCUCUGUGAGAACUAUCGUUCCCAUGAAGCUAUCAUCAACUACACCUCUGAGCUUUUCUAUGAGGGGAAGCUGAUGGCCAGUGGGAAGCAGCCAGCGCACAAGGACUUCUAUCCACUCACGUUCUUUACGGCGCGGGGGGAGGACGUCCAAGAGAAGAACAGCACGGCAUUCUACAACAAUGCAGAGGUAUUUGAAGUGGUGGAGCGUGUAGAAGAGCUAAGACGGAAGUGGCCAGUGGCAUGGGGAAAGUUAGAUGACGGCAGCAUCGGUGUGGUGACGCCAUACGCUGACCAGGUGUUUAGAAUACGAGCUGAGCUUCGGAAGAAGAGGCUCUCGGAUGUGAACGUGGAAAGGGUGCUCAAUGUUCAAGGAAAGCAGUUCAGAGUUCUGUUUCUUAGCACAGUGCGUACACGCCACACUUGCAAGCACAAGCAGACACCAAUUAAAAAGAAAGAGCAGCUUCUGGAAGACUCCUCCGAGGACUUAGACUAUGGCUUUCUGUCCAACUACAAACUUCUCAAUACGGCCAUCACCAGAGCACAGUCCUUGGUUGCUGUGGUGGGCGACCCAGUUGCUCUGUGCUCUAUUGGAAGGUGCAGAAAGUUUUGGGAGCGGUUUAUUGCCCUGUGUCAUGAAAACCACAGCUUGCACGGGAUCACGUUCGAACAGAUCAAGGCACAGUUAGAGGCUUUAGAACUCAAGAAGACUUACGUGUUGAAUCCGCUGGCUCCUGAGUUCAUCCCCCGGGCUUUACGACUGCAGCAUUCAGGAAACAGUAGCCGACAGCAGCACUCACCACCCAAGGUGAAAAGCCUCCAUCAUCCCCAGAGUGAUCAUUUCCAGAAUGAUGGAAUUGUUCAGCCCAAUCCUUCCGUCCUUAUUGGCAAUCCUAUUAGAGCAUAUACUCCUCCGCCCCCUCUUGGACCACACCCAAACUUGGGGAAAUCUCCAAGCCCCGUUCAAAGAAUAGAUCCUCACACUGGGACAAGUAUUCUUUACGUACCUGCUGUCUACGGAGGGAAUGUAGUUAUGUCGGUGCCUUUACCUGUGCCAUGGACAGGGUACCAGGGUAGGUUUGCAGUUGACCCUCGUAUUAUUACACACCAGGCAGCAAUGGCCUACAAUAUGAACCUAUUACACACACAUGGACGUGGGUCGCCGAUCCCUUAUGGUCUUGGACAUCACCCACCUGUCAGCCUAGGCCAGCCACAGAAUCAGCACACAGAGAAGGAUCAGCAGGAGCAAAACCGAAAUGGUAAAACUGAUACAAAUAACCCUGGACCUGAAAUUAAUAAGAUCCGAACACCAGAGAAGAAACCUACAGAGCCCAAACAGGUUGAUUUGGAAUCAAAUCCACAGAACAGAAGUCCUGAAUCCCGUCCUGGGAUUUAUUCCAACACUAAAUUUCCUCGAAAAGAUAAUCUCAACCCAAGACAUAUAAACCUUCCUCUUCCUGCGCCACACGCCCAGUAUGCAAUCCCUAGCCGCCAUUUCCACCCGCUGCCUCAGCCGCCCAGGCCGCCUUUUCCCAUUUCCCAGCCGCACACCUUGUUAAAUCAGCAACAGAAUAAUUUGCCUGAACAACCAAAUCAGAUGGUACCUCAGCCAAAUCAGGUGGCACCCCAGCCAAAUCAGGUGGCACCCCAGCCAAAUCAGGUGGUCCCGCAGCAGAGCCAGGCACCUCCACAGGCCCCACAGCCAGCACCUCAGCUCUCUCCUGCAUUUCAGGCGGGGCCCACCAAUGCAUUUUUCAAUAAUGCAGUUGCUCACCGACCACAGUCUCCUGCUGCAGAGGCUGUGGGUCCUGAGCAGCAGCCGCCUCCUGGGCUGCCCGACGGCCACAGUCCACUGAGAGCCAUCACACAGCCUGGCCCCAUCCUGGCAUCACCUUUGAACAACUUUGUUGAUGAGAGCUCUCCAGGAUUGCCUAUAGAGGAAGCUUUGGAUCGAGUGCAUGGAAGUGUAGCUCUGGAGACGCUGAGGCAGCAGCAGGCGCGACUGCAGCAGUGGAGUGAGCACCACGCCUACCUGAGCCAGGGCGGUAUCCCGUAUUCACACCAUCACCACCCUCACCUCCCGCAUCUUCCCCAGACACCCAUUGGCCUCCACCAGCCACCAGUGAGGGCAGAGUGGAAAGUCGCCGGCAGGGUUGACGAUGAAACAGAGACAACAUUCUCAAGGUUUCAAGACUUACUCAGAGAGCUGUCCCAUCGGGAUCAAGGUGACACUGGAGAACUAGCUGAAAUGCCACCACCUCAGUCAAGACUCCUACAGUACAGACAAGUUCAGCCUAGAAGCCCACCAGCGGUCCCGACUCCCCCUUCCUCCACAGACCACAGUAGCCACUUUGCUAACUUUAAUGACAGCAGCAGAGACAUCGAAGUAGCCAACAGCCCAGCAUUCCCGCAGCGCCUCCCACCUCAGCUAUUCGGUUCCCCUUUCUCGUUGCCAUCUGAACACCUUGCCCCUCCUCCUCUGAAAUACCUGGCUCCGGAAGGAGCAUGGAAUUUUGCUAACUUGCAGCAGAAUCACUUAAUAGGGCCGGGCUUUCCCUAUGGCCUACCUCCAUUGCCCCCCAGGCCACCGCAGAACCCUUUUAUACGCAUCCAGAACCAUCAACAUGCUGUUGGUCAAGAGCCAUUUCACCCACUGUCAUCUCGCACAGUGUCUGCUUCUUCGCUCCCCAGCCUAGAAGAGUAUGAGCCUAGAGGACCUGGUCGGCCCUUGUACCAAAGAAGAAUCUCAUCUAGCUCAGCCCAGCCUUGUGUAGAAGAGGCAAGCACUCCCCAAGACAGCCUGGUUCAGGGCAAAGAGUCGCAGGGCCACAGCAACCCACCUGCCUUCAGCUUCCCGGCCCCCGAGUCCUGGGCCAACACCACCUCAUCUGCCCCCUACCAGAACAUUCCGUGCAAUGGAUCCAGCAGGGCGAGUCAGCCCAGAGAGUUGAUAGCUCCCCCCAAGACUGUCAAACCCCCUGACGAUCAGCUGAAGCCCGAGAGCGGGGAGGUGUCCAGUUCCUUCAACUACUCGAUGCUGCAGCACCUCGGCCAGUUCCCACCCCUCAUGCCCAACAAGCAGAUCGCUGAGUCCGCCAACAGCAGCAGCCAGCAGAGCCCGGCAGGGAGCAAGCCCGCCAUGUCCUACGCCAGUGCGCUGCGGGCCCCGCCCAAGCCCAGGCCGCCGCCCGAGCAGGCCAAGAAGGGCAGCGACCCGCUGUCCCUGUUCCAGGAGCUCAGUCUGGGCAGCAGCCCGGGCAGCAAUGGCUUCUACUCCUACUUCAAGUGACCCCGCUCUCGCUGUCCUCAGAGAAUAUGCAGUUCCUGUUCAAUCUGCAGGAUUGAGGUGGCGGCUCUGUGUGCGUGCAGCCCUCCAUUACAUUCACUGCGCUCUCAGCCCCCUUGCUGCUAGACCUGCGCCUACGUUUAAAAGUAUAUUCCAUUAUUUUGCAUUUUUGAUGUGAGUCAGAAUUUUGACAGCUUUUAUGUAGAAUAAAAAUAUUUUUAAAUUUGUGUAUUGUUACAUGUUUGCAUCAAGCUAGCAGCUAAGAGGUAACUGUGCAACUAUUAAAAAAAAGAAAAAAAAGUUUGUCUAAAAUGUAUUUAAAAAGAAAAAAAAUUGUUAAGUAGCAUUUACAUUUAUUCAAUAAUAUUACCACAUGCUGGAUUUCUGUACCAGAAAUGGCCAGUUGAUGUACAAAUGUAUGUUAUUUUUGCUUAAAUUCAGUUAAAAAAAAAUUAAAAAAAACAAAGGGGCGGCAUAUUCUCCCCCCACCCCCUUGUGAUCACAGGAUGCUGCGUUCUAAAACUUUGAGAGUUUUAGACUAUCUGUGACAUGCUGUUCUCUCCAUCAGCAUAGGGUAGAGGCCAAGGCCGCCUUUGCCCGAGUAUUCUGCAUGCCACUGGGUUUUGAAAUGUGAAAAAGAAAAAAGGAAAAAAAAAAAAAGGCAAACCCUGGUGGCGUAGUCAGUUUUCUUUGUUUUGUUUUUGACAAGCAGGACUUCCAGCUUGUCUUCAACAUUGAGGUGAGAUGGUUUUGUUUUGUUUUAAACAAAUGAGGAAGCUGAACCAUUUUUAGGAUUGUUGGUGCUUAGUAGACUUGAUAACUAUUUUAAAACUGCGUGAAUUUAGUGAAAAAUCUUUUCUCUCACUCUGCAUGUGUAUGUGUUUGUAGCCUGGCUCCCUCCUCCAGGGCAGAAAGACCUGUGCCGACUAAAGGUUUGGGUUUCUUUUCCUCCAGUAAAAAUUUUGGUACCUUAUUUGAUGUUUACAUUAAGAUAUGACAUUACACAUAGCAAUUCUAAGAUCUUUCCAAUUGUUUGUUUGAGGGAUAUCAUUAAAGAAAAAAAACAUUGUCAAAAAUUGAUGAAAAUCUAGGGUAUGUUUCAGAUCCUUUGAAUCAUCUGAAAUUUCCCCUUGAACUCAUUAGAAAUAUGAAAUGUAAGCAACUGUCAGCAGAGGUCCACAGCCUGCCCGUUGUCCUGAAUGAACGUUGAAGGAAGAGGCUGUCCUCGUGAAUGUCCUUUGUCAUUUCCUGAUCCCGUAGCUCUAAUUUUGUAUUUCUGAGAAAUCUUGAGACUACAAUCUUACCAUUUUUUUUUUUUUUCCUUUUUCCUGCCGAUCACUCAAGCAUAGUUUUCUGGAAGACUUUUGAUAGAACAUUUUAAGAUGGGUUGGAUGUGGCAAGGGGCCAGCAGAAUUAGUCUGUGUGACUAGAGGUUAGUCUACGGCAGCCAGCCACAGCCCCCUCCCUGUGUGGGUUACCCGGGGUGCGAUUAAAGGCUGUAUUGGUUAAGGGGUAGCAAACUCUGGGACUGAUGAUAGAACCUCUCAGGUUCAGUACUGCCUCUGCGCUCAGGGCCGAGCUCCCGGAACUUGGCUUCCUGCCUCGGGCUACAUGCCUGUUCUGAGCUGCCAGGUGUGGACCCAUAGACUAAAGAGGUGUUCAAAGAUAGUACAGAUCCCAGCAGGCACGGGGAUCCAGUGAGUCAGGACACCGCACUCUGCGUAGCAUGACAUUGUUACAUGCUGGCGUGAUGACGUCAUUACAUGCUGGAGUGACUCGGGCAGAAUGAGACAACUUUUGCUACAGGUGUCUGUUUUUUUAACUCUGUGCCCAAGUAGGACUCACCCAUGAUAGGGCUGUCUGUGUCCCAUCGGUGAUCGCUCCCACACCCAUGCAUGUAGACACACAGGACAGCAGUACAUGCCGGGCAAGAGUUCAGAGCCAUCUUGCUAAUUCGGACAGAAUUAUACUGUCAGUUUUCGGGUCACCUCUCGCCAGGAGAUCAUUGCCUACUUUUUUGUUUUUCAUACUUGAACCUAUAAAAAAAUAUUAUCAGUUUUUAAAAAUUAUUUAUAUUUAGUUAAAGUCACGUGUGUACCCUAUCAUCUUAUAUAAGACACUGAUGGUGGGACCCUCAGGAUGGGGAACCCCUCAGGUUGCAGUGACAUUCUCAACGUGGUUAUGUCUAAGAAAUGACACUAGCUACUUACUUGACUGCUCUGUUGCGAGUGUCGGUGCGUUCCCAUCUCUUUCCUGCUUCUGCAGCUAGUUGAGGGUUUCCUUCCGUCGCUUCACGUUCUGCUUAGAGUACUUAUUUUAGCCCAGUGCCCUCCUUGCCUUGUCUUCCCGUCCAGGCUCCAAGGAGCCUGUUAUGUAUGCCCAGCAUCUCGUAACAGUCAACAGCAGACCUUACCGGAAGAGCCACUGCGAGCUCUAGCUUGGGGCUCUUUGCAGUUACCCCGGUAGCAUUAGCAGGAUCUUCCUCCCGGAAAUAGCUUGCUUCUUUCAUUCAACUUUAGAGUUCAGAUGGAACAUGUGUACAUAUGUGUUUGUUUACAUACAUAAGCACACAUUUAUUAUUUUUUUAAAGAAAACUUGAUAGGUCUGCCAUGCCCUUCUCCUGAGGUUACUUUAUGAUUUCUUCUCAUUUCUUCAUUCUUUUCUGUCAGAGGCAUUUUCUUGUCCUUACCAGUACUGCUUUUAGCCAUUGCAGCACAACUCGAGGUGUUUCUUUCUUCCCUUUUUCUCUCCUCAUCUUUCCUUCAUCUUUCUCUUCCAGUUCUUUUAGGUGAUAAUUCAGAGUAUUCAUGCUGUUUGUCUCCCCCCCCCUCCCCUUCUCACUUGAUCUAAAAAAUAAAUUCCUGAUGAGAAUUGACAAACCUCAUUCACUGUAUCAUGGGUAUUUUCUGGUGUGUUUUUCAAAGAAGUCCAUUCUGGCCCUGCCAUUGCUAGUCAUGUUACCUUGUCCUUGACCAGUCAGUAGUUAGUUAUCGAUCAUGGAGACUAAGGAGCUGGGUCUUCCUGUCGUCACACAGACAUGCUUGCUGUCCUGGUCAUCUUGUGGGAGGAGAACAAAAUUGUCUGCUGUGGGUUAUUUUUCUUUUGUCUCGUUCUAAUCAAGAUUCUAGGAUGAGUUCAGGCUUGAUGUAAGCAUCAACUGGUCCUUUCUGUUGAGAGAGCUUCAGGGUAAGGAAUGUAAGCAGAAGUCUCAUGGGAUACUUACUAAACCAAUUAAACAUGGCAGUCUCUGGGGCCUAUUUACUGAAGAGGUUUUCCUCUUCCUGAAGGCCUUGACGUCCUGAGGAAACUGUCUUUAAUCGUGAGCUCAUAUGCUUUGUUAUGUUGCUGUAGUGUAGUUGAUGGUUCCAAGUUUGGUAUGUUUCAUUUUGAGAGCAAAGCUGAAAACAUAAAAGAAUGUAUCUCUCUAGCCGCCGUGACUACGAGUCAGGGUGUCGAGAACAAUGUUAGGCUAAAUCUAAACAUUCCCACGAGUGUCAUGGGAAAAGUUAGAUUUCCUGAGCUAGGUGAUUUUUUUUUUUUUUUUAAAGGAGAUGCUCAUGAGCGAAAGAAUCAUUGCAUAGUGGAGAGUUUUAUUAAUAGAAAAAUUAUACAAAAACAUAAGUUUAAAACUUCCCAUAUAGUAAAACAUACACAUUACUGCUUUAGAAUAUUACCUAGGCUGUCCAUCCCUCCCCACCCACCUCUCCACCUCCUCACAGUUAAA